Messenger RNA from Clonostachys solani, 4176 nucleotides. The record is from the annotation of a GenBank genome assembly. Lineage: Eukaryota; Fungi; Ascomycota; Sordariomycetes; Hypocreales; Bionectriaceae.
AUGGCAUCUUCGCUCAAGGAUGCCAGUCUGGUUGGCCUGCUCGACUCUGAUCCUCGACCGACCUUCAUUGUCGCAAACCAGAAGCCUGGCUCGACUGCACCAGUGGGAUCUGGUGACCAGCCAAAGGGAAUCAUAUAUCAUAACCCGGCGCUUGGCUCGAACUCAACACUCCUGCAAGCCAUUCUUGCGAUCCCAGAAGAUGAGCUUCAGUCUCCUUUCUGGAAUUGGGUGAAUAGCCCAGCUCCCGAAACCCGCGACCUGAAACUUGAUGCGCAUCACUCGCUUUCGUAUCUUGGUGUAUACUGGACAAGGAAUGUCGUACAAAAUCAAUGGAUUGUCAUGAGUGGGAAUGAGGCUCCUCCGUCAUCUGAGCCCCCAAGAAAGAAGCGACUGAAGGUCAUGGAAGGGAUUUCGAGGAUACAUCAUUCCGAGCCGGUGAGCACCCAGGCCGUUGACUUUGCGCCCAUGGAUAAGCAUCAACUUGAGAGUGCUGCUGCGGUACCUCUGUUCCGAGACAAGCCACAGCCUGUGCUUAUGUUGCCGGAUUUCUCAUCAGACCUUGAACCCUUCCUCGACGUGAUCCAGAGUGUCGACUGGGCUCGGCACUCCCUUGGUCCUAUGAACUCUUGGCCUGUACGCUUGCAGGAAGCAUUUAACCAAACCAUCUCUGACUCCAGACCAAGCUCGAUUUUGUGGGGGCCAGAAUAUCUAAUGUUAUACAACGAGGCUUUCUCCAAAUUCGUUGGCACAGAUCAUCCGCAUGCUCUUGGCCGAUCAGUCUUGGAGAUUUGGCCCGAAAUUAAGGACAAGUUGGAUCCUGUAUGGAACGCCCCCCCUAACAAACGCUGUAGGCUGGAAGAUGAAACCAGAUUCUUUGUUCCGAAAUCUGACGACCUGAAAGAGGAGACAUAUGUCAAAUGGGCCCUCAACCCUAUUAUCGAAGGUCGAUGCCUGGGAAUCCAGCAUUCUCUGCUCGAGACAACUUCAAUGCGGCUCUGGGAGAGGAGAAUGAAAAUGUUGAUCGACUUGGGUAAUGCUCUGGUUACCGCAAGAGAUGUGCAGUCUUAUUGGGCCAAGACGUUGGAGGAGCUCGAGCGAUGGAGUCCAGCAUACGACGUUCCGCUGGCAUUCGUUUAUUCGGUCGUGGAUGAUGAUGACCUUGAUUCGUCGAGGUCUCGUUACGACUGCCCCAGAACGUGUAAAUUGGCAGGUUCCCUCGGGGUGCCGGCUGGUCAUCCUAUCGCGCCGCCCAUCCUUGAUCUUCGGGACACGGAUGAUGGACUGGCACCGAGCUUCCGUGAGGCGCUUCAAGCCCAAGUUGCCUUACUUCUCCAGAAGAAAGAUGGGACCUUACCAGAGAGGCUUCUGGAUGGAUUAGAGUGGCGAGGUUUUGGUGAUGCUUGCCAAAAUGCUGUCAUCUGCCCUAUUCGACCAACUAAUGACGAAAGCAUUAUGGGCAUCCUCUUUUUGGGUCUUAAUCCUCGGCGACCUUACGAUAAUGAUUACCGGCAGUUCAUUUCGCUUCUCCACCAGAAGUUGACAAGCUCCCUUGCAUCAACUGUUCUGCUAGAGGAAGAAGCACGACGCGGUAGAAACGCAGUGGCGCAAGCAACCCAUGAUACCGCCAUGCUGCAACGGAAACUCGCAUGGCAGACGGAGCAGACCAACAAAUCGACGCAAAACUUUGAGGCUGUCGCUGAAUUUAUCCCAGUGGGAAUGUCGAUUACAGACAACCACGGCAACGUCACAUUUGCCAAUGACGCUUGGUAUCGAAUAACUGGAUACCCGAGGGGACCUAUUGCUCCAGGGGCACUGCAAAAGUGCGUUAUUCCAGAAGACAGGUCCAAGAUUGUGCAGGCAUACGAGGAGCUGGAAAAGGUCGAAACUGUGACAUUCGAAUUCCGCAUCCCCCGGACCGAACCUCAGCUCAAUGGGUCUAGGUCCCGAACUGGCUCUGUUGCUGGCAUUGAUGAUAGGGUCGGACGUCACGUACUGGCGUCCACAAAGGCAGAGCGUGCUGAUGAUGGUAGAGUUAUCAGGAUGCUGACCUGCUUGACCGAUGUGACGGAACAGAAGGACACGGCAGAAGAGGCCGUGAGGCGUGCACAAGAAGCACAGAAUCUGAAGCGCCUUGCUGAGUUUGCUACUGUUGGAAUGUAUGACAUCAGCUUGGAUGGGCGGUUGCUCAGUGCUAAUAAUUCCUUCUGGGAGCUGAGUGGAUUGCCCAAAGUCGAUUUAGUCAAGGUGGAUCUCGACCCAUGGCAAACUUGCGUUGUGGAAGAAGACCUACCGAUUGUGCAGCAGAAGUUAAAUGAGCUGCGAGCAUCCGGCCGUUCCCAGUCUGCCGACAUCAGGCUGAAAACUACCUGGAGGGCCGAAAAUACCAUUGGUCAGGGAAUUACGUCUGCUCGUUCCGUGCUUGCGACCUUCAUGCCUGUGAAGAGUUCGGAUGGUAUUAUCCAAUCCUUCACUGGUUGCAUCAGCGACGUGUCUUUGCAGAAAUGGCAGCUGGAUCAAGAAAGGAAGCGCAAGGACGAAGCCAUUGAGUCAAAGCGCCAGCAAGAGAACUUCAUUGAUAUGACGUCCCAUGAAAUGCGGAACCCGUUAAGUGCUAUUGUCCAUUGCGCCGAUGCCAUCGUUGCGUCUCUUGCCAGGGUAGAAGAGCUCGACGAAGUGGCAGAGCCGAUGACGCCUUCACGCGCCACCACGGGCCUAUCACAGUCUCAGAGCGAGGAACUGGAAAGGAUCAGCCAAAUGAAGAGGCUCAUCAAGGACAGUAUCGAGAAUGCAGAGACCAUUGAGACCUGUGCGCAACACCAAAAACGCAUUGUCGAUGAUAUCUUGACUAUGUCUAAGCUGGACUCAAAGCUUCUCGCUGUCACGCCUUGCACGGUGGAUCCUAUCCAUAUUGUUGCUGACGCACUCAAGAUGUUUGAUGUCGAAGCUCGAAGGGUAGACAUUGCUUUGACGUCUGUGGUGGACCCAUCAUACACCGACCUGGACCACAAGUACUUGGAUCUGGACCCUUCUCGCCUCAAACAAAUUCUUAUCAAUCUUCUUACCAACGCACUCAAAUUUACCAAGUCUGGCAGGGUGCGGAAUGUGGCAAUUUCUGUAAAAGGAUCCCUAUCGCGGCCCGGUCGGGAUAUGACAAUUGCCGAUUUCAUCCCCCGCUUCCAGAAUGAAGCGGAUGAUUACGAGCAGCCUGCUUUGAAAGGCCGGGGUAACCCGGUGUAUCUCCUAUUCGAGGUCAAAGAUACAGGCCAAGGUCUAACGGACGCGGAGAUGGGUACCCUUUUCAACAAGUUCGUCCAAGCCAGUGCAAAGACUCACGUUAAGUACGGGGGGUCUGGCCUAGGGCUUUUCAUAUCAAGGAGACUUACAGAGUUGCAGAAUGGGGCAAUUGGUGUGUCAAGUGAGGUAGGAGUUGGAUCUACAUUUGCCUUUUACAUCGAGGCCUAUGUUCCGACUCCGGAGGCGCUGGCAGAAGCUGAAGCCACUGCGGCGGCGGCCAGAGUUGUUAACAGACUAGAGGCCGAACGAUCUGGGGUAACAUUAGAACCUGGAGGAAAGCAGGGAGCAACGCUCAAGGAAAAUCGACUCCAUAAAAAGGUUCAACUCGGAAUCGCCAUUCGCCUGGAUGGUAUUCUUGUUGUGGAGGACAACCUCAUCAACCAGCAGAUCACUCGGCGUGGUCUGCAAGACAGGGGCUACUUGGUGGAUGUUGCCAACCAUGGUGUAGAGGCGCUGGAGAAAUUGCGCAAAUCGGUCGGGGCAAAGGCCAAGGCACCUGGUCAGGGUGAGACGACAGUCAAGGCGCUUAGUGGAAGCAGCCGGUCAAAUAAUAGGAGCUCCUUCUCAGGUAGCAACAAUGCGCAGCCUAUCCCCAUCAACCUCGUGUUGAUGGACAUCGAGAUGCCAAUUCUUGACGGACUCAGCUGUACCAGACAGAUACGGGAGCUUGAACAAGAGGGGUCAGUGUUCUGUUCAUCUGGGGGGCGUAUUCCUAUCAUUGCGGUCACAGCAAAUGCGCGGCCGGAACAAAUAAUGGAGGCCAAGCAGGCCGGGUGCGAUGAUGUGCUUGUCAAGCCAUAUCGUAUCCCGGAGCUGGUGGAAAAGAUGCAGGUUGUUGUCCGAAGGAUUGUGGGACUAAGUCCUAAUUCCCCGGCAGCUUGA